AUGACCGCUCCGGAAAAGAAGGGCAUUGAUCAUUUGACUGGAUUUGCUGACACAAUUACCGUCCUGUUUCUAUCACGAGCUUUCCAUGGCAUAGCUGGUACUGGAAUCGAAAUCUCAGGAAUUUCUUACCUGGCCGUGAGAUACCAAGAUGACGAGAAUUUGAAAGGAUUCGUUCUGGGAAUGGUGAUAAGUAGUUUUGCUUUCGGAACACUUAUUGGUCCAACUAUAGGUUCGGUUAUGUAUGGCUUGAUCAGCCAGUCUGCUCCAUUCCUUGCCAUUUCUGUUAUAAUCCUAGCGUCUCUUGUGUUCACUCCAAUGGUCAUGCCCAUGAAUGUAACAGUUCCAGUCACUGAGAGUUCUCCAUCCGCCAUUACCCUUGUAAUGAAUCCUUGUACACUAUUGGUAUCAGUUCUUGCUUUGACGACCACGUUGGGUAUAGCCUUCACCAAUGCAACUCUUCCAAUAUGGCUCAAAUCAUCGUUCAAGACACCAGAAUGGGAAAUAGGUUUGAUUUUUGUGCCAACAAGCGCCGCUCACAUUGUAUCAGGGCCUCUUAUCGGAUAUUGGAGUAAAACACUGAAAAGGUGGCGAUGUAUGUUGAUUGGGUCACUAGCAAUGGCUAUUGGAAUUGCAACGCUUCCGCUUUGCAUCAUGAUCUGGCAGCUUAUUCCGUCUAUGACCCUAGUUGGAUUUGGCUUUGGUACUGUUGACAGCACUCUAAUAGGGAUAAUGUAUCGCAUUGUAGAUGUAUGGCAUGAAGGAGCUCAGAGCUCGGCUGCUGCAGUGUUUGUCUUUGAGUUUUGCCUGGCAUAUACAAUAGGCCUACUUACUUCUGGUACUAUCAUUGGAUUUAUUGGAUUUAAAUGGACUAUGUGGAGCUUGGCAAUAACCAUCGUGGUCUCUUCGCCAUUUUGUUUACUGCUCAGUCGAAUCCCAGAAGAAAGAGAAACCGAGCAACCGUUAUUACCGAAACCAGAAGUCCUAUUACCAUCAUGCCUACCAACGACAAUAGAAGAUAAACCACAGCCAUUGCCCGAUGAAUCUACACACUUAAUUGAAGGAUGAUAUAUUCAGAGGGACUUAUCUAUGCCACCUGGAUUUUACGACUGAAUUCCAGCAUUGGUCGUCCUCAAAGUCAUAGACCUCAGAUGGAAAUGAUUUUGUUACCAAUUCAAUAAACAUAAACAUUAAAAAGCUAGAAAAAAAACAUAUUAUGGAAAUAAUCAUAAUAAUUGUCACAUAUAAAGUGCAAAGGACUGUCAAUCGGUACUUUAUGGAGCUUUGGGAUGUUAUAAACAUACAAACAAAUAUAAUAGGGGAAGUUAUA
This is a messenger RNA of Lytechinus variegatus (green sea urchin), 1327 nucleotides long. RefSeq names its product chromaffin granule amine transporter-like. The record is from RefSeq and is a predicted model, not a curated record. Lineage: Eukaryota; Metazoa; Echinodermata; Echinoidea; Temnopleuroida; Toxopneustidae. Gene Ontology annotation, molecular function: serotonin:sodium:chloride symporter activity. Bases 1 to 1065 code for a protein of 354 amino acids. Gene Ontology annotation, biological process: transmembrane transport; aminergic neurotransmitter loading into synaptic vesicle. The transcript has 12 exons. Gene Ontology annotation, cellular component: synaptic vesicle membrane; terminal bouton.